UAAAGUAAAUAACUGAGGUGCCACAGCUGCGCGCGCCAAGGCAAUGAGAAAACAGCUCGCGCUUUCACUCGGUACAUUUUCGCGCGCGAAACGUCUCGAGCUUACUGAGGGAGACGGAAAACGUAUGCUAAAGUACAGCAAAUAUUACAUUUAACAAUUACAAGUAGCGUUUCUGAUUAGAUGACUUGAUCAAUUACGAUGGAAUUUGGUGUAGGCCACGAGGACGUAGUUACAACAGAACCGGAGAGUGAAGAAGCAGAUGAGAAGUUUUACAUGAAUCGUCUGAUGUUGGGUUCAGCAGGAGAACAUUGUAGAGAACAUUGUACUCCACCUCUUCACACUCCUCCAUGGUCUUGUUCUCACUUCGGAAUUUCUCCAGAGAUUGGUCUUUUGCCUGAGAGAGGGUUAAGGAGGCCAGCUGCUAGCAGUCAGAUUAGGGACAGUCCAUUGACAGCCUUUUUAAGUCAGAACAACACUGUUUGCGAGAACGAGGAGUCAACAAAAAUUGAUCAAUCAAACAGGAUCCCAGUGACUGUGGGAAUGACUUCAAAAUCUUCAAAAAACAAUACAGAUGCCAACCAUCUUCAGCCAUACCCUGUUACCUCAAUUCAACAUCCCAAAUGUCAGUUCACAAAUGGUCUGUCACAGUAUGCCUGCAGUGGACCAAGUUCAGUAAGCAGUCAGAGAAGUGUAAGAAAACAUGAACGGGGAAUGUCUAAAAUAAAAAAGGACAAAGGCAGCAUUUCUAAACACAGGUCAAAGGAGCCAGUGCGCAGGAAUUUAUCUUCUAAAAGUGGUGAGAUUGAAAAGAAUGCUGUCUUAUCUCAUCUGUCCACAAGAGGUCAGCAGAGACCAGUAACAGGCAUUUGUGGUAGAGCAAUUAAAAAACCAACAAGUAGCAAACGAAAAACCUUAAGCUUUCAGAGCAUCCAUAAACGAAACAAAUUUGGAGAGACACACCUCCAUCUUGCUGUGAUGAAAGGAGAUCUUCAGUCUGUGAAGGACAUAAUUGAAGUUGGUGCCUCUGUCAAUCUGGCAGAUAAUGCAGGAUGGACGCCACUUCAUGAAGCAGUAUUGGGCCAUAAUUACAAGGUUGCAGAAACCCUUAUUAAAGCUGGAGCUCUAGUCAAUUCUGUAGGCCUUGAAGGAAUCACUCCUUUACAGGAUGCAGUACACCUUGGUGACUUUAAGCUUGUUCAUCUGCUGUUAAAGUGGGGAGCUGAUCCGUUAUUGAAGAAUCAGAAGGGAGACAAUGCCUUUGACCUCAGUCAAGACAGCAAUAUAGAGAAACUGCUGAGGCAAUAUGCUGCUAAGGCCUGUAGAAAAACAAGACAAAAAGAACAGAAGACCAGUGAAGCUGAAGUUAGUUUAGCUAUUUGUCCAAACACAGAGGAUACCACGAAAGAAUAUGACACAAGUCAUGAAGUAAAAUCAUCAGCCCAAAUGUUGCCCCAAAUAAGAGACCCAACAAAAGUCUCUUUAGCUGUUCAAGAGCGAGAGUCUCUAGGAUCUGACACCAAAUCUUGCCCAGACAGUGAUCCUGGCAGUGAUAUCACUGUGGAUUACACCAAGACUCCACCAUCACCUGAAAACUGGGCUUUAAAUGCUACUCAGGAUUACUGUGGAGUCACAGACCGAGUAGUUGGUGAAACUAUAAUGGAAAAUGACACCACCAUAAAUGAGGAGCUUAUUGUAAAUCAGAGUUUGGUUUCAGGUGCAAAUGAAAUAAAACUAAAUCAGUGGAAAGAUUUGUGCAAGGAGACCACUGAUGAUACUGUCUUGGGUGUUUCUGAAGGCGAUAUUGUGGAGGAGAGCAAUUCUGGAGUCGCCAAAAAAAGGAUGCGAAGAAUGACAAUGGCGAGCGAUCAAAAAUUCUUAGAUUACUUGCUCAACUUUGAUCUGAACAGUGUCUCUGUUGUAAACACUGAAAUUGGAAGUAUGAAAAAUGGAGUUACUACACUGAACAAAAAUGUAUGUAAGACUCUCUCUUCAAAUCCUACUCUGUGUGAAGAUACAUAUCUCUCACAUGCUCCAAGUAACUUUGAUCAGGAAUGUAGUAUUCCUGUACUAACAUCCUGCCAAAUUGGAGUAAGUGAAUCAUGUGCAGAUAAGCAAUCUUUACCAUCAGAAGAAUCUUCUGAAUCGAUCGCAUCUCAGUCUCUACUUAUCGGGUUAAUUCAUGACCAUACCUACAGUCCUCAACCUCAGGUGGGUUUAAUGAUGAUAGGGCAGUUAAAACCAACCACUGAGCAGCUAAAACUUGUUCAUUCAAUUAAUCAAAAACAAAAAGAAACAUUUUUGCCACUACCCAACUUUGACAGUAACACUGUUGCCUCAAAAUGGUUUAAAAGCAGUACAUACACUCUAAACUGUGUUGAAAAUGGAGAAGUGAUUGUAGGAUCCAAAGGAAACAUAUUCACUGAAGUGUUCCCUGCAGAUCAUUGUCAGAAUAAUGACUCAGAUGAAUCCAUCAAACAACCACAGAAAAAAAAGGAUGAUGAAGUAACCCUGGUUUCAUUUUGUCAUCGUCCAGUCAGUUCUGCAGACAUUCAGGGCAUUAUAUGCAAUGAGAGAACCUGUGCUAGCACAUCAGUGUCAAAAGUACUUGACAUCACCACUCUAGCUGGUACCCUAGAAUUGGAAGCUAGCCCUUUAUGUGAGGAAAAACAACUUAUAUAUAGCACGCCAAGCAGUAAAAAGCCAAAAGAUAUUGAAAUCAAUAUUGAUAGUAGUAGAAGGAUUCCCCCAGAUGCUAAUAUUCUUACAGUCUCAUUAGCUUCAGUUUGUGCCAAAGAUGGUAAUACUGCUGUUGAAAAUGAUGAUGUUAAAAGUUCUGCAGAUUCAGACUGCGCUAUGAUUGAAGAGACGGAACAGUUAGAAAUCACCUACAAGGAUAGAGAGGACAUGAUAUUUCAAACAAGGUUAAAUCCUGCCCCAGUAAUAAGCACUUAUGAGGGAGAAAAUCAGGACAAGCAGCACGACUCAUGUGAAAUGGGUAAAGAGCAUAGCAGUGGAGAACCAACAGAGAGCACAACUGAUCCAUUGAACACAGAGAGCUCUGUCAGCAUGUUGACAGAUUUGUCCCAGAAGGCCUUAUGUAUACUUCCAACACCAGAUAACAAUCAGUGUACAGAGAGUGCAGGACAAGUUGCUCUUCAUAAAGUUGUGGAAAAUGAAGAAGCCUCAUAUGCUGUUAAAAUGAGCCAGCGCAAAAAGAAGCAAUCGAAACAUAAACUCGAGACAACGACUAUCCUCACUGACAUGCUUAAUGCAGUUACAAAGCCAGCUAAAAUCUGUAAGUGGAGAAACAUUCACAGAAAGAAUUUUUGGGGAGAGACUCUACUCCAUCAUGCCUGCAAGAGAGGAAACCUACCAGAGGUUAAAAGGCUCAUUAAAGCCGGAAUAAACUUUAAUAUUGCUGACAAUGCAGGAUGGACAGCUCUACAUGAGGCCUGUGUUAAAGGUUAUCCAGAUGUAGUGAAGGAACUUUUGCGUGUAGGUGCAAAUGUUACUAGCAGGGGACCAGAAGGAUUCACUCCUCUCCAUGAUGCUGUUGUGUCGGGUGAAUAUGAGGUCGUGUUGCUUCUUCUUCAGUAUGGCUCAAAUCCUCAUGAUAAGAAUUCACACGGACAGAGUGCACUGGACCUUGCAAAACAUGAAAUCAUCAAAGAGCUGCUAUUGACAUUCAGAGAACCUCCUGUUGUAUCUGGGAAACCAAAUGAAUCUUUUAAACAAGAUUCUGAAAUUUCACAAGAUAAUCAAGUUCACAGACAACCCAGACAACCAACUUCCUCUUACAGGAGAGAUGAUAAGAGGAACACUGCAGGAAGCAGUGCUGGUCCUGCAAAUAAUUCUGUUGGUCAGCUACAAGCCACAAAGGCAACACCCAUAGAGGUGGUAUCGAAGCAGACAGGAGCAUUAAGAAAUGAAACUCUUAUGCGCAUCACUUCCAUCCGACUGAUUACUACGGAAGAGUUCCUGCCAUCUUACAUGAUGGACAGAUAUUGGGAUUCAUUCAUGAACAAUGAUGACUGGGUCUUUUAAAUGCUUGUUAGUUUAUAAAGUUUAUAAUAACAUAAAGUUUUUUUUGAUAUGCAAUAUAUUUGUUUAAAAAAGUCUAUUAACACUUUUUUUGGAAUGUAAUGAAAGAGAUUUGAUAAUUA
Messenger RNA from Tachysurus fulvidraco (yellow catfish), 4163 nucleotides. RefSeq names its product ankyrin repeat domain 31 (gene ankrd31). The coding region runs from base 199 to 4044 and encodes 1281 amino acids. Gene Ontology annotation, molecular function: protein binding. The record is from RefSeq and is a predicted model, not a curated record. NCBI's taxonomy places the organism in Eukaryota, Metazoa, Chordata, Actinopteri, Siluriformes, Bagridae. The transcript has 19 exons. Gene Ontology annotation, cellular component: nucleoplasm.